AUGGAAUUAGAAAGUUUUGGUUGUUUCAAAUGUUCGAAAACUUUUCUGUGUCACAAAAGUUUAAUCAAACAUAUAUCUUUAAAUUAUCCAUAUUUGGAUAAAUAUAAAUGUGUCCAAAAAAAUUGUCAUCGGUCAUUCAGUAACAUAAAUACUUUACGAAAACAUUAUGCUAUGUCACAUAAUAACAAUACAAUAUUUGUUCAAACCCAACCAACCACAGAACAAAAAAAGACAGAUCAUGAAGUGUCUUUGAGUGAAAAUGUUCCUUCUAUUUCAACCCAUGUAGAAUCCACUGUUGAUUCAGAAGGUCCUAAUCUAGAAAAUGAAGUGAUAAAGUUUAUCGCAAAGCUUUAUAGUAACCCUACUUUAAACAAAAGCGUCGUACAAGAGGUAAUUGGUGAUACAAAAGAACUAAUCUUUAGUAUUUUGAACAGCAUAUCUGAAAAAAUUCUUCACCACUCUGAAUCUAGUAAUAUAUUACUUCAAGAAGUACGUGCGCUUGAUGAAAUUUUCAGUAAAAUUAAAUCAGACUAUCUAAGACUAAAAUAUUUUGAAAAUUCUGACACUUUAUUUCGUUCGGAGCCAUUUUAUAUAGGUUCACGAUGGGUAUUAGAUAAUAUUUCAAAACCUGGAGCUCCAGGUAUUAAAAUAAAUACUGACUUUGGACAAAAGUGUUCUUUAGAAUUGAAAUUAAAAAAGUUUUUAGAGUUACCUAAGGUUAAUAAUGAAAUUUUAAAUUAUAUUAUUGAAGAAACAUCACAAAAAACUAUUACAACUAGCAUUAUUCAAGGUCGACUCUGGAAAAAUAUUCAAAAUUCUUUUGAGGGUAAAGUAAUAUUCCCCUUAUUAUUAUUUUAUGACGAAAUAGGAGCUGUAUAUGUUAGCUUAGCAUGUCUUCCACCAGAGUAUACAUCUUUACAAGAAAAUGUUUUUUUAUAUCAGCUAUUUUACACUUCUGAUAAACAAUUUUAUGGAAAUGGAAAGUUGUUCUCCAGUUUAAUCAAUGAAUUAAAAAAACUUGAAUCUCAAGGAAUUGACUUAUUUAUUAAUAAUGAGAAAAAAAAAGUAUACUUUCCGUUACUUUUAAUUCUUGGAGAUAAUCUUGGUCUAAACUCAAUUCUUGGGUUUUCGGAAAGUUUUAAUUCUGACUAUUUUUGCCGUAUUUGUGUAACACAUAGAAAUUUUACAAAGACAGAGACAGAUGUUUCCAAGUUGAUCCUUCGUACAACUGACAACUAUCAACUUCAUGCUGGCGAGUUAAGUUAUGGUGUCAAAGAAAAAUGCAUCUGGAAUGAUUUAGUGAGUCUUCAUGUUACCAGAAAUAGGUAUUGUGAUUUGAUGCAUGACGUAUUUGAAGGUGUUUUACGUUAUGAUAUGGCAUCGCAUAUUUAA
Molecule: messenger RNA, 1392 nt
Organism: Ceutorhynchus assimilis (cabbage seed weevil)
Lineage: Eukaryota; Metazoa; Arthropoda; Insecta; Coleoptera; Curculionidae
Source: the annotation of a GenBank genome assembly